This is a messenger RNA of Cotesia congregata, 1100 nucleotides long. Lineage: Eukaryota; Metazoa; Arthropoda; Insecta; Hymenoptera; Braconidae. The record is from the annotation of a GenBank genome assembly.
UUAUCGUGUCUCAGAUGGUGGCUGCUAAUAUUGCAGAUUUCUGCAUUAACAUUGACGAUAUUCUUGAAGUAUCUUAUAAUCUAGGCUUUAUACUUGCGUUAAUAACGACUAAUUUUAAAGCUGCGGCUAUUUAUUAUCAACAAAAUAAAUUUCGACAGCUUAUUGAUGAUGUUCAUCGACCAAUUUCGUUGUUAAAGUAUUCGUCAGACCUCGGCGUAUUGACAAUAAUCCGCACCGGGCUAGUAUUCCAAAGAUGCGACUACGGCGCCUACAUAUUCUCAGCAGCUUCAACCGUCGGUACAAACAUCCUCCCAAUGAAGCUAGUCCUGAAAACACGUCAACUUCCUGUCCGAGGAGAAUACCCCUUCAACGGAACAGUGAGUCCAAACUUCGAAAUAAUCUAUGGCGCCCAAAGUUACGCGUUGCUAGUCGCCUGUUUGUGGGUCCUCGUGUUCGACACGACGCUUCUAGGGUUUAUCCGGUGGAUCAACGUGCAAUUAGUAAUUCUUCAAGCGAAUUUCCGGCAUUGCGAUGACAUUGCCACCGGGCGAGCCAGUUUUUCAAUGUCAGACCGGAACUAUCAGAUCAUCAAGGGUUUCAGCUUGUUCGGAGUCCCGGAGGAGCAAGAAGAGAUCAGGUCCUUUAUUCCGUUCACUGAAGAAGAGGCCAACGUUGAGGACGACUCGUUCGUGAUAAGAUUCCGGUCUUGCGUGAUGCACCAUCGCCGGCUGAUUAGUCAUCUCAAUGAAUUCAAUGAUCUGUUCAAUGUCGUGUUGUUUGGACAAAUAUUGACCAGCUGUACCCUGACCUGCGUUGGAUUGUUCCAACUAGUUUUGGUGGGUAUUCUGACGUUUAUUAUAAUUAAAAAUUUUUUUAAGAAUGACAAAUUAUCAGUUAGUAUCUAUCAAAGCGGAUGGGAAAAUAAUAUUUCUAAAGAAACAAAAGGACUAAUAUUAAAUGGAUUAAUCCAAGGAUUAAUGCCGAUGAAAAUGAAAGCAGGAGCUUUUUUUAUUUUUUCCAUGAAAACUUAUCUUACGGUUAUCCGAACAUCUUACUCGUACUUCGCAAUACUUAGCACAACGACAUCUAGCGAUGACUAA